This is a messenger RNA of Rhineura floridana, 5227 nucleotides long. RefSeq names its product zinc finger protein 586-like. The record is from RefSeq and is a predicted model, not a curated record. Gene Ontology annotation, molecular function: DNA-binding transcription repressor activity, RNA polymerase II-specific. Bases 872 to 2746 code for a protein of 624 amino acids. The transcript has 8 exons. Gene Ontology annotation, biological process: negative regulation of transcription by RNA polymerase II. NCBI's taxonomy places the organism in Eukaryota, Metazoa, Chordata, Lepidosauria, Squamata, Rhineuridae.
GGUUCACUUUCUUUAACCCUUCCGCGGCCAAACACCGUUCUCCUCCUCUCUCCAAGAAGCGCGCAUUGCUCAGGAGCCUCUUUCCCCCUCUCCCGAAGAAGGGAGCCGGCAGGGAAGCACGUCUGGGUUGGUUUGUGUGUUUUCCUUUCCCCGUCUUUCCCCCCAGGCCAAAACUCCUCUCAAUUGUUUUUUCCCAGAAGUAUUUCUAUACCACCAUCUCAAUACGCUCCACUGUGUUGAGGGGAAUCGGAGCCCAAGAACCUCUGGAGGGCCGAAGGUGCCUCAGUCAACCCUAAAACGAAACAAGCAACAGCAACAGAAAAGUUUUUAGCAAGCGCGGAGAACUGUACAGGAAUAAUGGACUGCCUAAGUCGAUCCCGACUUCUCGCGACCGCUUCUUCAUGCGUCAAGUUCCUCGCCUGCAUGUCCUCAGCAUACCGGUGGCGGUCCUCGGAUGACAAAAGGCUCCCCGCGCGAAGCGCCUUUCUCGGGCAGAGGAGGAGAAGGUUGGCCGCGGAAGGGUUAAGGAAAGUGAACUGGGCUCCUAGAGAGGAAGGGGAUUUGCGGUGAGGGAGGCAGGGGUCCUCCCGAGCGACUUGGGAUCCGCUUCCCGCCGCGCCUUCGCUGCUGGACUCUUUGCCAAGGGCUGCGCUUGGUGCCUCCCUCCCGGGAUCGGCAGGAAGAAAAUCGGGAGCGGAGAAAAUGCCUCCGUAGAGCAGAGCUGGUGGAUCCCAAUUCCUGUGGGGCGCAAAACUGGUGGUCUUCCCCGGCACUGUUGGGAACAGGAAGCUGCCCCUGGUGAAUCGUUGAUCUGCUCCCGCAAGGCAGCUCCUUAGCUGUCAGAGGAGUGGAACCUCCAUGUGUAGAGGACAUGGUAGUACCCCAAAUAAGGACAGCAUUUGGCAGAUGUGAGAGAAGUCUCUUGGGCCCUGUCGGAGGCUUCCUUGGAGCACAGAAAUCAAAGAUGGAAGACUCAGCUUGCCCUGAAGCAGGAAGAUGUCCAUAUAUCAUCCAUGCUGGGAGCCCUGGGGAAUUCUGGGAAAGAACCAGGCAGAUGAUCCUGGGUGAGGACACCCUUAGCUCAGAUGUACAGUGCUGGCGUUUCAGGCAGUUCUACUACCAGGAGGUCAAAGGGCCCCGAGAUGUAUGCAGCCGACUCCACCACCUUUGCCAUGAGUGGCUGAAGCCAGAGUGCCACACAAAGAAUGAGAUGUUGGACCUGGUGAUCCUGGAACAGUUCCUGACUGUCCUUCCACCAGAGAUGGAGAACUGGGUGAGGGAAUGUGGAGCGGAGACCACUUCCCAGGCAGUGGCCCUGGCAGAAGGUUUCCUCCUAAGCCGGGCAGAGGACAAGAAGCAGGCAGAGCAGAAGGUGAAGGGUCUGUUUGCAGAAGUGGCCACUGAUUUCCUGGAGUCACAGGAGGCACUGUUGGGGGCCAGAGAGUUUUCCCUGCAAAGGGAGACCAUUUGGGAGAGUGACAGAUGUGCCACCUCAUUCGGUGAUGAAAUGAGGCCAGCAAGACCUCCUCAACCGUCUCUUCUUUGUGGUGGAGAAGAAGAAGCUGCUGUGAAGGAGGACCAGGGUCCCGUGUCCUUUGAGGAGGUGGCUGUGCAUUUCACCGAGGAGGAGUGGGCCCUGCUGGAUCCUGACCAGAGGGCGCUGCACAGGGAAGUCACGGAGGAGAAUGGUCGGAUUCUCACCUCACUCGGUUAUGAAUGGGAAACCGAGAAUCAGGGAGAACUACAUGGGAUGUUCCCCAAAGGAGCCGCGUGUCUUAAGGGGGAGCAGCAGAGAAGGAGGACUGUAGAAGAGAAGAGGAGGAAUAAAUCCCCUACUUCUCAGGGCAGUGACGGCCAUCAAAUCCCAAUCCAAGAGAUCACUACACAUCAAAGAACUCAAACAGUGGAGAAAUCAUAUAAAUGCUUGGAAUGUGGAAAGAGCUUCACACGUAAGGAUAGUCUCUCUACACAUCUAAGAAACCACACAGGAGAGAAACCAUAUAAAUGCUUGGAGUGUGGAAACAGCUUCCGUCAGCAGGCACAUCUCACUUCUCAUCAAAGAAUUCACACAGGAGAGAAACCAUUUAAAUGCCUGGAGUGUGGAAAGAGCUUCACACGUAAGGAUAGUCUCACCACUCAUCAAAGAAUUCAUACAGGGGAUAAACCAUUUAAAUGUUUGGAGUGUGGAAAGAGGUUCUUUUCAAAGGCAGACCUCACUGUUCAUCAAAGAAUUCACACAGGGGAUAAACCAUACAAAUGCUCUGAAUGUGGAAAGAGCUUCAUUAGAAAGUUUCAUCUCACUUCUCAUCAAAGAAUUCACACAGGGGAUAAACCAUACAAAUGCUCUGAAUGUGGAAAGAGCUUCAUUAGAAAGUCUCAUCUCACUUCUCAUCAAACAAUACACACAGGGCAGGAACCACUUAAAUGCUUGGAAUGUGGAAAGAGCUGUCUGAAGACAAAUCUCACUUUUCAUCAAAGAAUUCAUACAGGGGAGAAACCAUUUAUAUGCUUGGAGUGUGGAAAUAGCUUCACAUGUAAGGAGAGUCUCAAUACUCAUCAAAUAAUUCACACAGGGGAGAAACCAUAUACAUGCUCUGAAUGUGGAAAGAGCUUCCGUCAGCAGGCACAUCUCAGUUGUCAUCAAAUAAGACACACAGGGGAGAAACCAUUUAAAUGCUUGGAGUGUGGAAAGAGCUUCAUACGUAAGGGUAGUCUCAUUUCUCAUCAAAGAAUUCACACGGGAUAAACCAUUUAAAUGUUUGGACUGUGGAAAGAGCUUAUUUUGGAAGAUGGAGCUCACUACUCAUCAAAGAGUUCACAGAGGGGAGAAACCAUAUAAAUAUAAGCGCUUCAUUAUAAAGUCUCAUCUCAUCAAACAAUACACACAGGAGAGGAACCAUAUAAAUGCUUGAGGUGUGGAAAGAGCUUCACACGUAAGGAUAGGCUCACUACUCAUCAAAGAAUUCACAUAGGGUAGAAACCUUAUAAAUGCUCUGAAUGUAGAAGGAGCUUCAUUAGAAAGUCUCAUCUCAUUUCUCAUCAAAGACUUCACACGGGAUAAACCAUUUAAAUGUUUGGAGUGUGGGAAGAGCUUCUUUUGGAAGACAGGCCUCGCUACUCAUCAAAGAAUUCACACAGGUGAGAAACCAUAUAAAUGCUUUGACUGUGGAAAUAGCUUCCAUCAGCAGGCACAUUUCACUUCUCAUAAAACAACACACACAGCGGACGAACCAUUUAAAUGCUUGGAGUGUGGAAAGAGCUUCUGCUUGAAGAAAACUCACUUUUCUUCAAAGAACUCACACAGUAGAGAAACCGUUUAAAUGCUUGGAAUGUGGAAAGAGCUUCAUGCAUAAGGAUAGUCUCACUACUCAUCAAAGAAUUCACACGGGAUAAACCAUUUAAGUGUUUAGAGUGUGGAAAGAGCUUCUUUUGGAAAACAGACCUUACCGCUCAUCAAAGAAUUCACACGGGAGAAACCAUAUAAAUGCUCUGAAUGUGGAAAGAGCUUCUGUCAGCAGGCACAUCUCACUUCCCAUCAAAGAAUUCAUACGGGGACAAACCAUACAAUUGUUUGGAGUGUGGAAAGAGCUUCACGCGGAAGAGGAGUCUCACUUCACAUCAAUAUAUUCACACAGGCGAGAAACCAUUCAAAUGUUUGUAGUGUGGAAAGAGCCUCUGUCUGAAGGCACAGCUCACUUCUCAUCAAAGAAUUCACACGGGACAAACCAUACAGUUGUUUGGAGUGUGGAAAGAGCUUCACGCAGAAGAGGAAUCUCACUUCGCAUUAGUAUAUUCACACAGGCAAGAAACCAUGUAAAUGCUUGAAGUGUGGAAAAAUCUGUCAGAAGGCAUAUCUCAUUUUGCAUCAAAGGAUUUAUACAGGGAAGGAACCUUAGAAAUGCAUGCCCUACUCAUCAAUUAAUUCACAACAGAGAAACUGAAUAAAUGCUUGGAAUGUGGAAAGACACGCCACACUUCUUAUCAAAAGUGUUCAUAGAAGAGGGCAGUCUGGAAGAGGGUUGAAUAUGAUUCUGUCACUGUUUAACCUUCAUUUCAGAUUGGAGAUAGGGUGGUGAGGGAUGUGGCCUGGAGGAUGGAGGAUGGCUUCUGCGGGGAUCUGAGAGCCAGAUGGUGAGGCCUUGAGACCCACAUUCAUCUCCCAAGCCUAAGGUUCCUCAACUCUGCUGUAGACAGAGAUUAACAGAUACCACUCCACCACACACGUUCCCAGAAAGCCAACGCCCAUGUUUGAAAAAUUGAAAAUGUUAUUAAUUAUAUUCUCAGUGGGCAUAAAUAAAGGGGUCUAUCACCAGGGGUUUCUCAGAGUGGGAUAGAAUUCACCCCCACAAUGAGGUUUGUAAGAGUUUUCCAUUGCAGUACUACAGCUGCAUCCUGUUUUGCUCUGAGUGGGAUGAAAUUGAGAAGUAUAGCAUCACAAUGGAGUAUGUGUGUGUAAGCCUAAAAUGCAAAAUAUAUUCAGCCUAAGGGUUUUGACAUAAAUUAAUAUGUUAUUAGGUGGGUUUGGCACACCAGGAAAGUAUGUCGCUCCCUGACCAUACAGAGAUGGACCCUGUGUUGUCUGAACCUAACAUUUAGGACCAGAAGCCUGAGCAUUGCUUUUGGGGAAAGGGGUGUGUCCCUCUGCUGAGUUCCACCGCUGGCAGAGUAUCAAGGAUCUUUCUCAGUACUUGUAAGUAUCCAUUUUUAGUAGCUUUGCUGUCUGAAAGUGAGUGUGUGUAUGCUUGUAUUAUUUUUUCUGAUUUUAAUAAAUAAUUUAUAUCUUAGGUCAUGGUUUUAGCAUUGUUUGCAAUAAAUCAAAGUUGUGAAUUGGGAGGGGAGGAGUUUUGGCUGACAUAGAGGAGGCUUACGUUCUUUGGCCUCUGGGCUGGCAGUGAGUUCUGAGUAGUGGAAAUCAUCCAUGGAGGAAUGUCCCAAACACCCCAAUGCCUUUUGCUUCUAUCCAUUUUCUAUUCUGUCCCCCAUUCACUGCCUCCAAUAUCCUCACUUUUAUUUCAGGUCAAGGGACUGUUUGCAGAAGUGGCCACUGAUUUCCUGGAGUCACAGAAGGCGCCAUCAGAUGCCAUUCUUUUGAGUUUUUCACCUGUUCAGACUAGAGCAAUAGCAUUCAUCCAGUUAUAAUUUGUUUUAGCUCCACAAAGAUAUUCUAGGUUGUCUACAGUUCUUUUCUACAUCAUGAGUGGUGGCAUCUUUCUGUAUUGCAUAUCUU